AGUGGUUUGUUGGUUCUAUUUGAACUUGUCGCACAGUCUCGUGCAAUGACAGCGCACGCUGAACGUGCUGUGCGUUUCCUGGCAUCCGAUGUAAGCAGCUGAGCUCAUUCUAUUCAACAAACGUCAUCUAACAAUGUAGGAAAUGAGCACUUUGAGAAUUCGGAGCAAGCAAUGGAACAUGUUCGCAUGCUGCGAGCAUUUGCCUUGGAUACUGGUCUCUCAGCAGAUCACAUGCUGCAGAUGAGUAGAGUCGUCACUGCACCCAGAACAAAAUCUCCUAUGUCAAAGUCCCUGCUCCACUGCAUGGUGCCAGCCGAGAAUGUUACUAAGGACGUCAUCCUCAAUUUUUCUGGAGCACUAUGCUGUGAUUCAUUAUCUCCUGCUGUCAAGAGAGACAUCAUACAGUGGAUGGCUGCUGCAUACCAUUUGUUUGACGGCAGCUGCAAUAUAGUGCUGCUCUGCAGAGCUCUGCUAAGGCUUCUUGACACAUCCCUGUCCGGUGACGUUGUCAGUUUGAUGCUUCUGCUGGCCUCAAAGGAGACUGCCACGCCGUUCACCAUGUCCAUGGUUUCCAAAGCAUCAAAGAAAAAGCCUUACGACGACGAGCUCCUGUACCUUGCCCAUGUUCUUGAGAGAUGCCGUCCUGUUCCAGAAAGCGACAAGGCUGUCAAAGACGAGGUGAAUGCGAAGCUGGAUGCUGUUGGGUCACAAUGGGAAGCACACAUGCAUAAGCUGCAAGAGGAGCUGUUUGGAAGAGUCAGGCAUCCCUACCGUGCGAAGGAGCUAGGAGUGCGGUGUAUUGGCAUCAACACCAGCAGUAAGCACCUGCUGGAAGCCUUCGAGAGGCAUCCCCUUGACCUGAUGACAGUGCUUUUGAAUCCGGAGAUAUUGAAGGCCAUGGCCAGCGAGGGAAAGCAUCGCCAGAUAGACUACUUUCAGAGCCACUUGCGGAUGGCACUCAAUGAUGUUUUCCGUAGCCCGGAAACUGAUAAGGGCAGGCAUUUCCUCAAGUCACUGGCAAGCAUGGUCAGCAUACUACAGGAGAACCCGCCUGCUGUGGAACAGUGGCUCAUGGAGUGUGUGGGCCUGUGGGAUGCGGAUCACUACUGGGAGCAGAUCCUGGCACUCAUAUCCAGCUUCUCACUGACCUCGCCCAACCAUUUCUUUCUGUGCAUCUGGGAGCCAAUUGCCCAGAUUCUCUUCUACCAGAGCCUCGAAAUGCAGGUGAAUAUAUUCCAGUGCUUCACGGAGCUGUGUCGCUUCUGGACUCUAGUGGAAGUGCCUCGCUCUCGAGGGCGCAGGGAUUCCAUAUUCGUCAGGACUUAUGGGAAGGAAACCAUGAAUGCAUUAGAGCGCCUUAUUACUGACCUUGGGCGUGUUGGCAUGGCGCUAGUGCAACUUCACCCGAACAGGCUUGUCGAAAUCCUGCUGCCUGUCUUCGAGCUUUACUCCAUGAGACUGGAGGUGUUCAGGAAAGCAAGAGUUAUAAUGCUAUGCCUACCCGAGUGGCCAUUUGUAAUGCUUCCAGUCUUCUCACGUAAUCCACUACUCAUCGAUGGAGUCUGCAAAAUGUACUUGAGCCUGUUGGACUUCUUGGAAGAAGCAAAAGAGCAUCUUCCACUGACUUGGUUGAAGACAAAGAUCAGCGAGUACAAUAACCAGGCGGUCUGGCUGGGCCUGGCACUGAGCGGCGACUGGAAGGGCGCAUGUGCUGUUGGCCCGCAGUUGUCUCCAAUUGUCCUGGAGGCGCCGGAGGUUUCUUCCAGUGACAGUUAUAGCCCCUUGGCGCUGUGGUGGCAACCUGCGCUUCAAGAACGUGUUUUGGAACUUUGUCGUACUCACAACGUCGAGCCCCACGAGAUUGUCCUGAUUGAAGACACCUGGCUUGCCUUUAUCAACGCCUUGGCAGACUUUCAACCACACACGGCGAAGUUUAUGCGGCGGAUAUCAAAGAUGAAUGAGCAGUCGAGGGCAUCUGCAGCAUCAAAGAUAUCUGCUGAGUGAUUGCACCUCCUACAGUUUGAGUAUUUAUUGCACAUAAAAAAGAUAUGCAAAGAUUAA
Messenger RNA from Dermacentor andersoni, 2061 nucleotides. Its product is annotated as centromere protein I-like. Gene Ontology annotation, cellular component: kinetochore; inner kinetochore. The record is from RefSeq and is a predicted model, not a curated record. NCBI's taxonomy places the organism in Eukaryota, Metazoa, Arthropoda, Arachnida, Ixodida, Ixodidae. Gene Ontology annotation, biological process: mitotic sister chromatid segregation; CENP-A containing chromatin assembly.